Parnassius apollo (apollo) is the source of this 669-nucleotide messenger RNA. NCBI's taxonomy places the organism in Eukaryota, Metazoa, Arthropoda, Insecta, Lepidoptera, Papilionidae. The record is from the annotation of a GenBank genome assembly.
AUGGAACAUAGAAGAUUGCGCAAAGGGCCGCUGCCUGGAGGUCGUCAGGGCGCGUCUGGAGCUGGCGCUGGACGCGACAGCAUGCGAACCGCCAGCCGAGCGCGAGGUGCUGCACGACCACCCAGCAGCCCCUCGCAUCCAUCAUCCCCACCAGCUUGCUUGGUGUCGGCAGGGUCUUCGCAGGCCCAGCAAUCGGCACCCGCCACUGGUGGAGUACGCCGCAUGCGAUGGACCAUCAAUAUGAAUUCAAACGCAUUGCGGGCGUAUUUUAGGGCGAAAGGGGGAGAAAUUGGAGGUUUCGCGUAUCGGGCUAGGAUGCAUCGUCUUUUUACUGAGCUGGAGCCAUCUAUUACUGUCACCGAGCAAAACCUGGCAGACCGAGUUCGGUAUAUCUUACGCUCAAAUAUAUUUGAUGGCGCCGAACUCGAACGGCUACGACGUGAGGCUGUUCCCUCAUCAAAUGAAAACGCUACGACUGAGGGUGCGGUGCCACAAGUUGCAGAACAACCCGCACACGUGGAUGCCGCCGAGAAUACCCCAGUGGUUGCUGAUUCAAAUGAUGAUGGAACAUUCACCCAGGAACUAGAAAUAGAGCAAAUGAGGAGUACAUUGGAAGAGGCGAAACGCGCAGUACGCCUCCCGAAAAUCGACCGCGACUUCCCCGCAUAG